Messenger RNA from Lepisosteus oculatus (spotted gar), 5589 nucleotides. It is a transcript of the gene zbtb46, whose product is annotated as zinc finger and BTB domain containing 46. The record is from RefSeq and is a predicted model, not a curated record. Gene Ontology annotation, biological process: regulation of transcription by RNA polymerase II. NCBI's taxonomy places the organism in Eukaryota, Metazoa, Chordata, Actinopteri, Semionotiformes, Lepisosteidae. Gene Ontology annotation, molecular function: RNA polymerase II cis-regulatory region sequence-specific DNA binding; protein binding; DNA-binding transcription factor activity, RNA polymerase II-specific.
UCCUGUGUUUGAGACUCAGUCGAGAGAGAGAAGAGAGAGACAGAGGGGGAGGCUGGUUCCUGAUACCGAGACACGGAAAGGCAGAGGCAGGGGAGGGCGAGAGAAAAGAAAAGAGAGGAAGACAGAUAACAGGGGAAUUACAUACAUACAGGCAAACCUACAAACGCAGGGACAAGAAGCAGAGAAAUAAAAAAUACAGCCUCCCUCAUUGUCACACCAAAUUGGAGCCAAGCAACGACAUAUACCCCAGAUCCAUGGGUUAACAGAAUCAUCAGGAGGAAAACCCACCAGAUUGUCAAAUGAAUAACAGGAAGGAAGAUAUGGAGAUCACGUCCCACUACCGACAGCUUCUUCGGGAGCUGAACGAGCAGCGGCAGCAUGGAAUUCUCUGUGAUGUGUGCAUCAUCGUGGAGGGAAAGAUCUUCAAGGCUCACAAGAACGUGCUGCUAGGGAGCAGCCGAUACUUCAAGACCCUGUAUUGUCAGGUGAAGAAGACCUCAGACCAGGCCACCAUCACACACUUAGACAUUGUGACUGCACAGGGCUUCAAAACCAUCUUGGACUUCAUGUAUUCUGCCCACUUGGCCCUGACGAGCAAAAACGUCAUUGAGGUGAUGUCCGCAGCGAGCUACCUGCAGAUGACGGAUAUCGUGCAGGCUUGUCACAAUUUCAUCAAGGCAGCCCUCGACAUCAGCAUCCGCUCUGAGCUGUCCGACGAGCUGGCGGACUUUGACAUGAGCGCCCCCCCUGGUGGCAGCAGCAGCGCGGAGGCCUUGGCGUCCAUGAUGUCGGGCAGGAGUACCUCCCCGUGGCUGGCGCGGAAAACCAGCCCGGCGAACUCCUCCGGCGACUCGGCCAUCGCGAGCUGCCACGAAGGGGGAAGCACGUACGGCAAGGAGGAUCAGGAGCCCAAAAGCGACAGCCACGACGACAUUUCCUCCCAGUCCUUGUGGUCCAGCGAUUUCCGAUCUGUACAGGUCAAAGAGGAGCAGGUUUCCCCCUCUAACUUCUGUAAAGACGGCGCUAAUGUGGGCCAGAACGCUUUAGGAGAGCAGGCCAAUGGUGACAGCUGGCAGCCCUCAGGGCGCAGGAAGAACCGGAAAAAUAAGGACACUGUUCGGCACAUCACACAACAGGUGGAGGAUGACAGUAGGGCUGGCUCACCAUUGCCAUCCAUUCUGUCUGCUUGGAACUACAACAACCAAGACAUUUCAGGUCCAGAUGUGGCGGAGCCCAGCAGCUCAGACAGCCGAGGGGACCGCUUGGAUUUCUUUGUGAAGCAGGAAGAGAGCUUGUUGGGAGACUCCAGUUACCUCUCGCAGUCUCUGGGCUCUGAGAAAGAAGACGUAUCAAGCCAGGCAGCCUCUGUGGCCAACCUACGGGCGGCGCUCAUGAGCAAAAACAGUCUUUUGUCACUGCGAGCGGAAAUGCUUGGAGAGGACAACCCAUUGCUUUUCGACUACUUGCCCAAAGGUGGACACUCUUUGUCUCUGAACGAGUUCACCGUGAUCAGGAAGAAGUUCAAGUGCCCAUACUGCAGCUUCUCAGCCAUGCACCAGUGUAUCCUCAAGAGACACAUGCGCUCCCACACAGGAGAGAGGCCCUACCCCUGUGAGAUCUGUGGGAAGAAGUUUACUCGCAGGGAACAUAUGAAGAGACACACAUUGGUGCACAGCAAAGAUAAGAAAUACGUGUGCAAGGUGUGCAGCCGCGUCUUCAUGUCGGCCGCCAGCGUGGGCAUCAAGCACGGCUCCAGGCGCCACGGGGUGUGCGCCGACUGCUCGGGCCGCGGCAUGUCCGCCCUUUUGGACCAAAAUGGGGGGGAGGGCUCCCCGGAAGAUGAGCUCUACCCGGGGGAGAACCAGUUCGCGGACGACCCCGACGACCUCAAGGCAGACGGGGACGAGGAGAUGGGGGACGCGGACGCGGAGGGGGAGGGAGAGGGGGAGGGGGAAGAGGACGGCAAGUGGAAAGACGACUCAGGAAUGUCUCACCAGGACGUCAUUUUAGACGAUGAGAAGGAGGAGAGCGACUCUGCACAAGAACCCGAAAACCAGGGAGGGAGCGACAAAGAUUUUGCUUGGAUUUCUUAGUCCAUUUCGUUGGUUUUUUUUAAUAAGUGAAAAAUGAGAAUAGCCUUCUACCUUCUUUAGAUAUGACAAUUUUAAACCGUUACAGUACCAAUAUUCACUCGUGCACAUUUUCUUAUGUUAUGGGUCUGAAAAAUGAGAGGGAAUUUGGGGUUUUUUUCUGUUCACGUAGUUGGAGAUCACGUCUAGUCUUUUGAAAUUUAGACAUUUUGGAGCUGGAGGUUUAAAAUGUCAUCUGUAAUCUUAAGGCAUUGGCUUGUAAUGUUUAUAUUCGUGGCAAAGUAUCAACAGUUUGAACAGAAACAAGUGCUGUCUUCUUGCUAAUUUGUCAGGUGGCACAGUAAGAUGUACUGUUUCUAUUCCAGAACAGCAGGCUUCAGAUAAUUCACAGCAGUUUAGCAGAUGGCAAAAACUACCACGGAUUUGCACUUUAAUGUUGACCUGAUUCCUAUCGAAUGCCCUAAUUUGAGUGGUUUACAUGUUUUCUUAUUUUCAAACACGUUGGUGACCGCCCUACCUUUAAUGACACAUGUCCACAUGACUGUUAUUACUUGUACAAAGUUGCAACUAAGGUAUGCCUUUCUUAACUCGUUUGCCACUUGUUUUUACAUUUUUUUCUCUUACAUUUUAUUAAAGCUCUGUAUGAAACCUUGAAAAAAACCAAUUGUGGCUGAAAAAAACAACAACAGGAUUUUUGCUUGUAGUUGGAAGUGUGUGUGAAGAAAGAUGGCAAUGCUAUGCAGAAGUUCAUUCGGAACUUCACUGUUCACGCCGUGACUUUGCCAGCUCUUCAGCACAGUGGCCCACAUCUCCUUGUAGGUGACCACUCGGCCCGGCCCGGCCCUUUUUUAGCCAUUUCAAAGUCGAAGAAGGAAAACCUGAUUCUGAAGGUCUGUUCAGAAGGGGAACACUUGUACUUUUCCAUUCCUCCUUCCAAGGGCUCAAUUUAGAUUUUGGGAGACUUGCUCCUGAGUUAAGAGGCUGCUUAAUGAGUGGGGGAAGUCGCAUGGUGUACGCUUAAGGCCUGUACAGAAAGGCCCGUCUUAAUCAAAUAUGAGCAAAAGUCUUGUGAACGUUGGACUGCCUUCAAAACUCGCACACUUUUUUCUCAAGCUGUUUCAGCUUUAUUUCUUAAUCUGUGUUUUGUCAGUAAAAUGUAUUUACUUGACGUGCUAGGAUUCCUAGGACCUGUUAUUUUGUAAAGGGUGUUUUUCUAGCCUUUAUUUUAUAUUGAAAGCUAAUCUUAUUUCACCUUUAUUUCAUAUAAUAAACCACACCCAUUUACACUUUAGGAACCUAGCUAUUUUCAUCUAUUUUAUUUUUACCAGACUCACUCUUGAAGUUCUUUAGUAGUAAAUUGGGCUGCUUCGCUUAGAGUCAAUGAGGAAAGUGACCUGUGUUUAAUAUGAAUUUUGACAGAUUAUUUUUGUUGAGAGGUUAUUUAUUGAAAGUUGUUUUUAGUGGAUUUACUGUUUUAUAAAACAUUCCUUCCAUUCUGUCCGAUCAGUCCUCAAGGCACAAAUAGCAGUUUGUUUGUUUUUUUUUAAAUUGCAUUUGUGCCUGGGUGUUUUAUCUUUGGAGUGAGAGUGGUUUGAUUUGUUAAGUGCUGGAAGCUGAGCUUUAUUAUGUGUUUCAUUUAAAUAUUUUAUAUAUAUAAAAAGCUUUUAUACUUUGCCUUGUUGUGGACAGCAAGCCACGUGGCUUUCAGAACAUUUUUCAGAUUAUUGUGCCAGUUCUGUGCUUUUUAUUAUUAAUAUUUUGUUUUGUUUUGCAAAGAAAGCAAAAAUCAGAGAAGCUAACUUAUUUGUUAUAUAUUGUUCAAAAGUUAUAUAUAGCACAUGCUUCUAUAUUACUAACGUACACUAAAUAAUGAAUAUUAUACCAAAAAUAAUCUAAUAUACGUUGUAUACAUUAAGUGCUUUUUUUUCUACAGGUGGUGUGCAGGUUCAAAGCUUUGAAUUAUUGUUUUUUUUUCAUUUUAAGAAUGGAUAUAUUGUUAUUGAUAUGAAGGGUAUCGUAUAUGGUAGAUAAUUUCGUAUAUAUAUCCGCUUUAAAUUCCAGAAAACAUUCUUGUACAAAUUCCAAGUUAUUGAUUACACGGUGUGCUCUACUGUAUGAUAUUGCAUUUGCUUUUAGGAAUACGUAAAAUGUAAAGGCAAGAGGACGAAUUCCAUUUUUAUGUGAACAUUAUUUGCUUUAAUAUGAUUUUUUUUAUUGUUGCAGAUUUGGCUUUAUUUAUUGUUUUUUUUUUUAAUUUUUUUAUAUCUCUAAAAAUAAAAACCCUUUUGAAAGACAAUGAAGUCAUUUGAAUAAUCCCUGUAGACAAUUCUGGGUUUUUCCAACAAAAAAAUGUAAUAAUAAAAAUGUCUUUUUCUCUGUACCCCAGCAGGAUCUAGUUAAAGUAAAGCCUACUAUUUAGACGUACAGUACAGCACUACUCUAGAUAGAAAGGUGAAGAUUUGUCACAAUCCUAUUGAUUGUGACUAAAAACUGCAAGGACAGAUUUUAGAAAACAUAGUUUGUGUCACUUGCCCUCAAAGGAUUAAAAUAAUCCUUCUUUAAGGAACUUUGCCUUCAGCCUUUUAAGUGUGCCUAAAUUAUAGUAAAAAGUGUAAGGAGCUCAGUUUUGAUCGAAGGGAAUUUUACCAUACAUCCAGUUGGAAUUUUUUAAACCUUUUUUAAAAACAAGGAAAUUACCCAAAUGUUCACAAAGAAGGAUAUGUGUAACAAAUGUUUUUCUUUUCAGAAGAACAGCUAUACAUUUUUAUAAUUUUGACACCUUGUUUUAUAGGAUUUUUAUAUUGAUGGAUUAUUGUUUUGGUUGUUGGGGUCUCCUAACAGCAUUUUGUUAAUUUCUUAUACCAAAGCUGUGGUGAAAUAUCUGCACACCUCUGUUUUAUUUUAGAAAAUGCAAAACUGGAACAAUUUGCAAUAUUUAAAAAAAGAAAAUCAAAACCUAAUUUUAGCCUGUUUAGCUUGAUAUGUGCAAAUCUUGAAGCCAUAUGUAUGGUUACUUUCUAGAUUAUAUUUCAAAUUCCUACUUUUUAUUUUAGAUUUUGAUCUUACUAAGAGUGCUGUGUGUAUACUUUCAUAUAUAUUAUUUAUUUUUUCGACAUGAUUCAACUUGUCUUUUUGUUUAAAAGGACAGUGCUUGAAGGUGUUGAAGCUCUCUGUGGGGGAUAUUGUUCUAUAUGAUACUGACUUUAUAGUAAUUAUUAUAAACCUGUGUUUGUAAUGCAGAUGUGUUGAAUAAUUGAAAACAAAUUUAGUAAUCACAAUAGUGGGAGAAGAUAACAGUGCGUUGUACUGAUUUUCUGUAUAUGAUAGUACUGAUAAUUUUACCUGUUUUCUAGUUGAAUCAUAAAAAUUCCUGUACCUUUUUAGGCAUUCCUGAGGUAUGCCUAUGUUUAUUCUUAACUUCAUAUUAGUGGGAUUAGCUUGACUAUACUCGCAAAACCAAUCAGUCUCAAUAAAUUUGGAAAUUGCUGCUGAAAAAUAA